AUGUUUGCAGAGAGUACUAGUAAAAUAAGCGUUGAAGAAAAGGUAAAAGAAGAUUCUGAAAUAGCAAAAAAAAUUAAAGCAGGAAGAACCAAAGUAACUAGAGUCGUCAAAAAAGUGACAGGAGCAUCACAAAAAGCAUAUUUGAUUGAGCUUAUGAAAAAUAAUAAAUUUAGUGUAAUAGCUGAUGAAUCCACAGAUACUUCAUGCAUCAAACAUUUGUGUUUAGUGGUUAGAAUGUGUAUUGAAAAUAAAAUAGAAGAUAAUUUUCUGGACCUGAUACCCGUAGUUGAAACCACAGGAGCUGCACUUUUUGAGAUAAUUAUAAACUUUUUUACAAAACACAACAUACCGUAUAAAACAAAUUUUAUUGGUUUUGCUUCUGAUGGCGCCAGUAAUAUGGUGGGAAUGAGAAAUUCAUUAGUCAGCAGGUUACAGGAAAGUAUACCAGGCAUAUUCACAGUAAAAUGUAUUUGCCACAGCUUCCACCUCUGUGCCUGCUAUGCGUGCCAAAAACUGCCAGAAGAGGUUGAACAACUAACAAGAGAGGUUUACAAUUAUUUUUCGAAUAGUCCAAAAAGAGUUGAAGAAUUGAAAGAGUUUCAGGAGUUUGUCAAUGUUGCUCCAGCUAAAAUUCUUCAUCCAAGUCAAACCCGUUGA
Molecule: messenger RNA, 657 nt
Organism: Ceutorhynchus assimilis (cabbage seed weevil)
Lineage: Eukaryota; Metazoa; Arthropoda; Insecta; Coleoptera; Curculionidae
Source: the annotation of a GenBank genome assembly